AUGGACUUCCAGCACCACUACUACGCCGGCCAAGAAGCCUUCCCGCCGCCUUUGCCAAACCAUCUUAGCUCAGAUUACUCGCCAGCACUAUCCAUCAUGCAGCAGUUCCACGCAGACCUCCUCCGCAUGGACGAAGAGCAUCUCCAGCACCGCGAUUCAGCCACCCCUCCCUCUGAAGUCCCCUCUCCAUUUCCCGACGACGAGCCACUGCCCGACACCAUCCUGGGCAGGGUACGAACCUGGUAUCGCAGGCUCUCGCGUCGACGGACUAGCGACGUCUCAACCCCAUGA
Molecule: messenger RNA, 291 nt
Organism: Bipolaris oryzae ATCC 44560
Lineage: Eukaryota; Fungi; Ascomycota; Dothideomycetes; Pleosporales; Pleosporaceae
Exons: 1
Coding region: 1-291 (96 amino acids)
Source: RefSeq, a predicted model, not a curated record